AUGGCAACCCCACAGUCCAAUCUCCCCCCCGGUUUCAGGUUCCACCCUACUGACGCAGAACUCAUUCUUCACUACCUUAGGAAAAAGAUUGCUUCUAUUCCUUUACCUGUUUCCAUCAUUGCUGAAGUUGAUAUUUACAAAUUAGAUCCAUGGCAAUUACCAGCUAAGGCUUUGUUUGGUGAGAAAGAAUGGUACUUUUUCAGUCCUAGAGAUAGAAAGUACCCAAAUGGUGCAAGGCCAAACAGGGCAGCUGCUUCAGGGUAUUGGAAAGCCACUGGAACUGAUAAGACAAUAGUUGCAUCAUUGCCAUCUGGAGGAAGAUCACAAGAGAAUAUUAUUGGUGUCAAAAAGGCACUUGUUUUCUACAAAGGAAAACCUCCAAAGGGUAUUAAAACUAAUUGGAUUAUGCAUGAGUAUCGUUUGGUUGAUAAUAAUAAACCAAUUAAACUCAAAGAUUCUUCCAUGAGGUUGGAUGAUUGGGUAUUAUGUAGAAUUUACAAGAAAUCAAAAUGCGCGAUAACUUCAACCGAAUCCGAUACAAUGAUAGGCGAAGUCGAACAUGCGGACGAGGCGCAAUACAAAGAAACUCAUUUCCCAAUCACAAAGAACACAACAUCUCCUCAUCAAAACACACUCAUGUCACAAAAAUCAGUUUCUUUCUCAAACCUAUUAGAUGCUAUGGACUACUCCAUGCUAAGCAGUUUCUUAUCUGAAAACAACCAUUCCAACAAUCCAUCAGGAAUUGGAUCAAGUUCAAGCUUCAACAACACUGAAAACUUUAAUCAACAACAACAACAAUCUUCCCAAAACAACAAUUUCAUGUCACAAAACAAGAACCCUUUAAAGCACCAGCUUUCAAACAUUGAUGAAGACAACAACAUGUUAGUGUACCCAUCAAAGAAAUACUUGAGUUCCUCAUGCAAUUUCUCUAACAUCAAUACACAGUAUGAAAGCUACCUCACGAAGCAAUCUUUGAUGAAUCAACAAUUGGUUUUAGGUCCUCAUCAUCAAUAUCAAGGAUAA
Molecule: messenger RNA, 1023 nt
Organism: Lathyrus sativus (Indian pea)
Lineage: Eukaryota; Viridiplantae; Streptophyta; Magnoliopsida; Fabales; Fabaceae
Source: the annotation of a GenBank genome assembly